GUCCGUUCGCGAUUGCGUUCUCAAUACCACGUCCCGUCUCGUUUCGUCUCGUAUCCCCACCUGCGUCGUGCUCCACCUGCGCCGCCGCCUCCGUCACUGUCAGCUCCAACGUCGAGAGUCGAAGUGUGGUCUAACCUUUAAGCCUUCUGGUUUGGCCCGAUUUCCCUGGGUUCAGUGCACGAGUAAAUCCAAAAUAAUAUUAGCUGAAAGCUUCCACGAGUGUUCGUCUAGAAAGAAAACCAGAAUACAACCGAACCACCACUGCACGUCAACGACACCACCGAUCGCAGCAAUAGCUGCCACACAGCACAACCUCCCAAAACCUAAAGCGAUCCCAGCAGCAGGAUGGAUCUGAAACACAGCGGCACUGGAGCUGCUGAGAACACUGAUUCCUAUAUUGCUGCCAGUAAAUCCACAGACAUGAUCUCGCCCAAGGAGAAGGAGAGUAAGGCGGUUAAGGUGGGAGGGGGAGUGGGCGUGAGCACGGGCAACGCUCCGCCAGAAGGCUACAAAGUCUACGCCCGACGCUGGGCGGUGCUCAUUCUCUUUGUGUUGUAUUCAGCAUCGAAUGCCAUGCAAUGGAUACAAUACACCAUCAUCAACAACAUAAUCACACGCUACUAUGGCAUUAGCGAUAAAUGGGUGGACUGGACAUCCAUGAUUUAUAUGAUCCUGUAUAUACCGCUCAUAUUUCCUGGCAGUUGGUUCUUGGACAAAGUGGUAAGUGGGAAGCAGACGCCGAGGCGGGGCCACUCUUUAUAA
Molecule: messenger RNA, 762 nt
Organism: Drosophila miranda
Lineage: Eukaryota; Metazoa; Arthropoda; Insecta; Diptera; Drosophilidae
Product: feline leukemia virus subgroup C receptor-related protein 1-like
Exons: 4
Coding region: 346-762 (138 amino acids)
Biological process (GO): heme export
Cellular component (GO): membrane
Molecular function (GO): heme binding; heme transmembrane transporter activity
Source: RefSeq, a predicted model, not a curated record